This is a messenger RNA of Aspergillus terreus NIH2624, 1761 nucleotides long. Its product is annotated as serine hydrolase domain-containing protein. The record is from RefSeq and is a predicted model, not a curated record. Bases 1 to 1761 code for a protein of 586 amino acids. The transcript is spliced from 3 exons. Lineage: Eukaryota; Fungi; Ascomycota; Eurotiomycetes; Eurotiales; Aspergillaceae.
AUGGCUGGCUUCCUCCUUGGCCCUAUUGCUCCGCCACCGUCGGGGCUCUUGACUUCCCCCGAUGUGAGAGCUGUUACUGCGAAUCUGUCAACCUCCCUGAUUCAGGCCAUUCAUCAGGGCCACAGCAGCUAUGGAGACUUCACUGCCAAUUCGUCCUCGAUCUCCAUCACGGCAUUGUCCACCCAGGAUGAUCAGGACUCUCCCUUCUUUGACUUCCAUUUUUCAUCGCCUCUUUUGAACCAUUCGGCUGGCAGCACCGAAGACGUGACCAAUACCUCCUUGUACAGAAUCGGUAGCGUCUCCAAGCUCUUCACUGUGUAUACACUUUUGGUCAAUUACGGUUGGGAGCAUUGGGAUGACAGCAUUACUACGUACCUUCCUGAACUUCAAGACGCUGCUAAUCUCGAUGACGAUACUUCGGUUGCGCAUGUCGACUGGAGCAAGAUCACGAUCGGAGAUCUUGCCUCGCAGCUAUCUGGUAUCAGCAGGGAUUAUUCUUAUGGAGACUUGGCCGAUAUUGAUGGCCCCUGGUCAGAAGCUGGAUUGCCUUUACUGCCACCAGAGGAUGUUCCACAAUGCGGAGGAAAUGCUAGCAUGCCACCGUGUAAUCGCAAAGGUAUCGUGCUCGCUAUCCACGUUUCUCAAUAUUCAUACUCAUCACUGCUUCUAGAAUACUUCCAGGGUCUACUCGGGAGAGCUCCGAUUUUCGCACCGCAAACGACACCCGUCUAUUCAAACACUGCCUACCGACUGCUCGGAUAUAUCUUGGGAGCAAUCAGUGGUAGUCGAUUCGACGAAUUGCUUCAGUCUUCAGUCCUUCGACCUUUGAACCUGACAACCACCACUUAUGCGAUUCCUAGCGGCGAAGGCUCGUGGGUAAUUCCAAGCGGUGAGAGUGGCUGGUAUCAGGACACUGGUGACGAGACACCUACAGCAGGGAUGUACUCUUCGUCGUCUGAUUUGGCAAAGUUUGGCCGUGACAUCCUGCUUAACAAGCAGCUUUCACCGGUCGCCACUAGACGCUGGAUGAAGCCGAGUUCUCACACCUCAAGUCUUUCUUUAUCCGUGGGCAGUCCCUGGGAGAUCAUGAGGACCAAGAGUCAGAUAUCCCACGGCCGCACCAUUGACCUGUACACUAAGUCUGGGAGUAUCGGCCAGUACAACUCGCUUCUGAUUAUCUCCCCGGACUAUGGCGUUGCGCUUUCGAUACUGGCAGCCGGUCCAAGCAGCGCGGCGGUUGUUGAGGUCGCCUCCGAAACUGUCCUGCAGUCUUUGAUCCCAAAUUUGGAGAAUCAGACCCUUUAUGAAGCAUGCAAGAGCUUGUGUGGGACUUAUGAGUCGUCCGAUCUGAGCAAAAACUCGAGUCUUACCGUAUCCGCGGACAGGAAUGGCCUCCAAGUGGAGCAGUGGGUCAGUCGUGGUGUUGACUUUCUGGCGGUUGUAGAGGCUUAUGCUUCUCAGACCGGCAGCCUGCCAGUUAAAGUGAUGUUGCAGAUGACGAAUAUAGGGUAUUCGCCAAAUAGUCAAGGCAACGAUGUCGGGUCUCGUCGCGUGGCAUACCGAGCCAUUUUUGAGACAGACACGGGUGAAUUGAAUGGCCAACAACGGAUUAUGGACCAAAGCGCAGGUCUAUGGAGUGCGGUUGAUACUCCAAUGUACGGGGAAAUCGCCAUUGAUGAGUUUGUCGUUCAUCUCGAUCAUUCUGGGGUCGCUUUGGCGAUAGAGCCUCGAGUUAUGAGAGACACACUGUACAAGGUUUGA